AUGUUUUCUUCCGGCUCUCAGUUACCGUUACCCUCCGUCACGAAUCUUCAAGUUGAUUCCGUUAAUUUUCCACCGUCCGUCAUCUCACCCGCUUCCUCCAACCCUCUCUUCCUCGGUGGCGCAGGAGAUAAGUUUGUGAUCACAUUCUUCGGAGUUUACCUAGAUCCUGUGGCCGUCCCGUUACUCUCCGUUAAGUGGAAAGGUAAAACGACGGAGUUAAUGGAAUCCGUCCCUUUCUUCCGUGAAGUCGUCACAGGUACUUUUGAGAAACUCAUUAAGGUGAUGAUGAGAGUGCCUUUACCGGGACAACUAUAUUCACAGAUAAUAACGGGGACCUCUGUGAAGAUAUGGAAAUCGUUAGGGAUUUACACAUACUCUGAGGCUAAAGCAGUGGAGAGGUUCUUGGAAGUCUUCAAGGACGAAAAGUUCCCUCGUGGUGCUUCCAUCCUCUUCGCUCUCUCCCCUGAAGGCUCUCUUACGAUUGCGUUUUCGAAAGACGAUAGCAUUCCCGAAACGGGAAAAGCGGUGAUCGAAAACAAGUUGUUGACAGAGGCCAGUUCUUGA
Messenger RNA from Brassica napus (rape), 564 nucleotides. RefSeq names its product chalcone--flavanone isomerase-like. The record is from RefSeq and is a predicted model, not a curated record. Lineage: Eukaryota; Viridiplantae; Streptophyta; Magnoliopsida; Brassicales; Brassicaceae. The transcript is spliced from 4 exons. Gene Ontology annotation, molecular function: chalcone isomerase activity. Gene Ontology annotation, biological process: flavonoid biosynthetic process. Bases 1 to 564 code for a protein of 187 amino acids.